GCGUUACCGCGCGCGCGCACGGUGAGCUAUUAAAGCCUCGAGUACACGCGCAGUGCCAACAGACAGUUCUGUCCUGGAGUGAGAGGUGAGAGGAGCAAUAACUCAUGGAUUGAAGCGAGGACACAUAGGCUACUUCAGAUCCCGACCACAAACCAUUUCAGGUGAAAUUGCACAUCUCUUCCAGACCCUGCCGAGAGAUGUGGCUGCUGGAAAAGAUCCGCGGUUCAGUGGAGGGAAACAUUCUUCGGCAUGGAGACUCGGCUGACAAACAGAGCAAAGCCCCCACCUACAGCAACGUUCUCACCCCUGACAAGAUUCCCGACUUCUUUAUUCCACCCAAAUUGGUGUGCUGCCCUCCAGAAGAGGAGACGCCAGAAAUGAAGCCAAAAAACGGGCUCCAUUCUUCCUCAUCUGAGCAGACCAUAUGCUGCAAGACGCCACAGGGUAGUCCUCGCAGCCCGCGCCUCAUUAACAAGCUGGCUGGAGACACCAAGAACUUGCUCAAAGCCGCAAACCGCCACAUCAUCCAGAUUGAGAGCGCAGAUGAGUUGGUGGUCGGGGAAGUGGGCGACCUCAACACAAACGCUGACCCCCAGUCCCAGACGGCCAUGUCCUUGCCAUACGUACCCAAAGCUCAAACCUCCUACGGUUUCGCUACGCUCAUGGAAAGUCCUCACACGAGACGUAAAGAGUCCCUCUUUCAUAGCGACCCCACAAGUCCGCUCACCUCGCCCAACACCCAACGCAAGUCGCAGGGCAACCACUUAAACCCCAGCGACUGUAACACCUCCCAUUCCAACCCCUACCGCUACUUCAGCGGGGGGGAAAGCGACACUUGCUCCUCAGCCGAGUCCUCCCCAUUCAGCUCCCCUCUGUUGUCCCGUUCCGCAUCCCUCCUCAAGAUGUUCACCCACGAAACCCAAGCCAAAGUGUCCCGGGCCAAGCGCUCCUUCGGCCGGCACAGCUCUCUCUCCACAGACGAGUGCAGCUCUGUGGAGACCAGCCCGAAUAUUCAGAGGCGCUUCCGUUGCCCUCCUUCUCCGGCAUUCCGAGGACGGAAACACGGAGGCAACAUGGAUCGCUUCACGCAGCACACCGUCAACCUCCACAAGGGAGGAACUCUACGCAUCUGCACAGACUACGACAUCGAUGCCGCCAGGCUUCACGUCCGUGUGCUGGCAGCCGAGGCCCUCUAUGAUAAGCAGUUUGAUGCGAAGAGCAUCAACUGUUGCGUGGCUCUGUACCUGAACCCGGGAAAGCUCCAGAAACAGCGGAGCACCAUUAUCAAGAACAGCCGCAACCCUGUCUUCAACGAGGACUUCUACUUUGACUCCCUUCCAGUUGUGCAGGUGAAAAACCUCGCCAUCAAGAUGAAAGUAGUCAACAAAGGCACCAGUCUGAAGAGAAAUACCUUAUUGGGAGAGAGGGAGGUACCCUUGAAGGAGUUGCUUUCUGGGAUCUAGAGAUCAGAUUUUGUCCUCCAGACACACCAAUGCGGUCUUCACCUAACAGAACCAGACAAGGAAAUAUCCCAGCUUUGAGUCCUCUGAGUGAUUUGGUCCCUUUGGUCACAGAACUCUCCAACUAACUGUGUGCAGCUUCCCAACAUGUUUACCAGCAGUGAGAGUGUAUGGAUGUACAGUACUGUACGUGUGAGAUAUUCUGUAAAUUUGAGUGUAUAGGCAUGCUUCAGUUGUAUACAUGUGAGUUCCCAGGGUUUGUGUUUGUUGAGACCAAUGUCUUCUUGAUUGCAGACCCUGCUGGGUCUCACUGUUGGAGACACAGAUAGAUAAAACAGCUCCCCAUCCACAUGGCAUAUCUUGACAACAAAAGCACAUUAUUGUAGACUGACGCUUUGAAGUCACUUAAGGCCAGAUGCAAAUGCAUGCUUCAUCAGCCGUUUGAGCCUUAAAAUGAAGAGAAUGACAAAUAUAUAUUUGUCCCCCAUAUUGCUAUAAUAAGUGUUUUGCCUUAUGCCUCUUUAAUUCCGCUCUUGAGACUGUGACAUUUCUCUCAAUCUCACCGUAAAACUGUACUUUUAAUGUUUUUUUUUUCUUUUUGAAUGCUGAACCUGUGCAGUUCAAAACACCCUUCAGCCUUAUUGAGUGACAAGCUGCUCGCUUUGAGUGACACGGUACUUUAGAGAGGGCGUGAUUCGUGAUUGGACAGAGCAUAUGACAUCAUCAUGAAUGUCAAGACAAUGUGAUUUCUGUAAAUAGAAGGCUCUUUUAAAUCUGUGUAGCUGCAUCUGAAAUCACUCCCUAUUCCCUAUUAUGUUGACUAAAUAUUACGCAGUUUGGAGAAAGAGUUCAAAAUACUACAGGAAACAAAUGUGCCUAAAAUUACCAUGGUAUUACCAUGUAUUUUUGGGCAUGCUUGUGACAAUGCUAUGGCAUUUUUUGCAGUAACUUGGAUUGGCAUGGGUUUUUGGGAAUGUACCAUAGUUUUGACAUUUACCAUGGUUUAUAUGAAAAUGGGAAUCAUGCAGUAACAUAGUAUAUGUCAAAGUAUUGUAGUAUUACGAUACCUGAUCUAAUACAUUGCAUUACCAUGGUAAUAUCCUCGCUUUUUGGGCAUGUACUGUGGAAAUACCUUGCUUUUAGACAAGUACCAUGCUGAUACCAUAAAGUACCAUAUUUACAUGGCAGUCUAAACCCCUAUUGUUUCACAUGGCCCAAAUUUUUGGACAUGUAACCUAAAUAUAUCAUAGUAUUCUUUGAAGUACCAUGAUACCGAGUAUAUCAAAAUAUUGCUUUACCAUGGUACUGUUUUUGCAAGGGAUAUACUAGUAACCAAAAGUUGCACAGGUUAAACUGUUAUACCGAGGCUGUGCUAAUAUACACAAUGCUUGCAAAGAAAUUUCUUCAGAACAAAAAUGUACAUGUUUAUUUUUCUGAAGGACAUUAACGGUGCCCACUAGUGCCAUUUUAGCUUAACUCUCAGGUGAGGGAACAUAUUGCAUUUUCGUAUACGUGUGCACUUUAAUAUGGUGUUGACUUGCAACAGUUUAUGGUGCAUUGUAGGUAUCGUUUAGUAAAGUAUAAAAUUGUUCAAUAAGAUGUGGGAUAUCCCCCCAGGAAAUAUGGAAUUUUUUCAUACAGCAUUUAUGUUCAGAAAGUGUUCAGAUGAUUAUUCUUCUAUUAAAUAUGUGCAUAGAGUUUUGGCAUGUUUAUAGUAGAUGUGUUUGUAGAUGUUUUCCAGUGGGAGCAGUUGCAUGGUGAAAUGUUCAAGCCCACAUGUUUUCUUUUCUAUUGUUAUUGAGUCAGAUGGUGAACAUGUAAGAUAUAAGCGUACAUCUUUUCUUCACAUCAUCCCCUGUAUUGGAUCCACAGCACUAACACUAUUUUGUAUAUCACACUUGAUACUCAUUUUUACCACAGAGCACAACAGUAACUGUACAUUUAUUCCCCAAUUUUGGACAUGUAUUUUUCUCAUUCAUUUUCUCCACUGGUAAUUUGAGAAAAAGGUGUUAAAUACUAAUAGGCUGAAAUGAAAAGUCUUGAAAGGUUUAUAUCUUACAGUUAAAAACCUGAAAAUGAAUUUCCACCUCACCCUAAGGUUUCACUUAAAUGCUGUUGAUUAAAGCCGAGUCAAAUCAAUUUGGAGUUUAAAAUUACCCUUGUAUAAGACACUGUAAUGCGUCAUACAUGGCAAGCUCUUUGUUUGACCUAAAGAGUGUCCAGUAAUAUUCCUGAGAGCUCUUCAAUCAGGUUGCCACACGGUUCUUGAGUGGAUUCACACAACUGCAGCGCUAUUAGAAGUGAGACAGAUUGUCUCACAGUUCUGGCUUUAGCUCAAGGUAACACAUCUGUGUGUUUUUGAUUAAUCAUUUGCAUAUCCUUAAGGGUGAAGUGUGUAAUUUAUGUGCCACAUGCGACACCAAAUGGAAUUGCAACUAGUUUUUCAUGUUUUGUUUUUCCAAUGGUAUGUGAGUGAUUUCCUUGUGCAAAAGUUUCUAAGGAGUUAUUGUUGGUUGCCACCUCUGAAAUUAGUUUCAGAGACCUUUGAAGAUUUUUAAGAUUUUUUUUUUGACUAACAUGGAGAUGAAUCAUAAAGUUGCAGUCACAGUAGAAAAAAUUCAGCUAAAUUUUGCAUGCAAAACUUGGCCCAUUGUAUUGUAGCGAUGCAUGAAGUACAGCUCACUUUCAAACCAAACAUUUGGCAUGAUCACCUUUAACCUGUUGCGAAAUCUUCAUGGCUAAAUCUUUCUUCCACAUGCAAAAUUCUCUUUUAAUAUGGCUGGAUUUUGACUGCAAAAAUUAUUAACCUUAAGGCUCAGAAAGUGCAUUAAGAAAGCAGUGGUUUUCAUUUCAUCUUUACUUCAAUUGCUCUUUUAGAUUUAGUUUUUUGCUAUAGCACGUGACAUACAUUUGAAUGAUCAGUUUUAGUGCUAAACAGUCUUUCCCUUUAAAUGCAAUUAUUUAGUAAUUUCCGUUUUCCAUUUUUCUUUCAUUCAUUGAUUUGUACCUGGGCAUUUUCUGCUCAGUUGAGUUACCAUCUUUCAUCUUUCAUUGAAACCACUUACAUGUCACUUUUGCCAAGCUAAAAACAUAUUAUAUUAAAAGGGAAAAAAGGCACUUUGAGCAAACGGUCUGCAAUUACAUGAAUCAGUCCAUAGGUGCUUCAUGUGAAUUUUUCUCCACUGUAUACUUCCAGGGUACAAUGAUUCAUUUAUUAAAUUAUUUCCAUUUCUAUUUUCAGCGCUCUUUCAAAAAGGCCAAAUUAGAAAGCCUUAUUCCUGUCGGAGACCGAGCUCUUUUUGAUUGGCAGAGAAUUCAAAUUAGAAGAUGAGAAAUAGAUUGCAGAAGGGAUUCAAUAUGGGGGGUGUUAAAUCACAUUCAUUUCCUCAACCAUCUUCCUGUACGUGAGAUUAAAGUGUCUCGCACUAGUGUUUCGGAUAAGUCAUGGAAAAUGAAGUGCCUAUCCACUGUACUUGAUUCCCGUUCCUUCCCUGAGCCCGUCACCAGCCGCAGCGUUCCUAUGCAUGUGUACACAAACACUCCUCACCUGUGAUGUGCCGUUUCGAACACGGAAAUCAAUAUUCCUAAAUAGUGUGGUGUUUCGGCUUGCUGUUGUUCUGUCGGCGCUGUUGUCAUGCCGUUUGUUUUGUUUUAGCUUCUUUCCAGCGGUUUAUUCUCUCUGUGUAUCUCUUCUUCUUUUCCAGACUGAUUUUCUAUUCAUAACUUUACUGAGAUCAUGCUGUUGCUUUGUUUAUUUUCUUACUUUGCUCAAUAAAAAUUGUGUAGAUGUU
Molecule: messenger RNA, 5251 nt
Organism: Cyprinus carpio (common carp)
Lineage: Eukaryota; Metazoa; Chordata; Actinopteri; Cypriniformes; Cyprinidae
Product: C2 calcium-dependent domain-containing protein 4C
Source: RefSeq, a predicted model, not a curated record